AGUUUGUUUUGUUUAGCUGCUGCAGUAGUUAUGUUUGAAUGAGAGCGGCGCGUUCUAACACAUUAAUUUUAUACGCUAAAUUCUUAAAUGAAAACAUUAAAUAUAAAGUUAAAGAAAUAUAUAAAAAAAAAUCUCAAAAAGGAUAUAUAAAUAAUUAAUUAUUGCGUUCAGUUGAAAGUGAAUUAAACUACUUGUUUCAAAUAUUUAAAAAAAAAAAAAAUUUAUAUAUGAUAACAAAAGUGUUACACAGGAAUGCAUAAACAAAUAAAACAAGAAUAAAUAUUAAUGUAAAUCCAUAAGAAAAACUAUAUUAAAGGAGUAAUAUUUUAAGAAAAAUAUAUUCUAAAAAUAAAAGGAAGCAAUUUUUAAUAUUUGAAUUCUGGCUGCACCAAUGGCGUCUUCCGCCUUAACUAGAACUACUACUAUCAACUCAGGAUUAAAUAUAAAUUAAGUGCAUUUGUAUUGAGAAAAUGUGUAAUGUUCAGCAGCAGCUUCAACGUUUAAAUCACUCAAGAGUGUAGAGUGCCACAAAAUAAACAGUGAAAUAUACAAAUAUUUACGUCAAAAAGAAAUAUUUAACUUAAUUAAGCUAACUAAAAAUUCAACGAAGGAGCAGAGUCAAGAGAAUAGAGUGUUGUAUACGUGCAUUUUUGUAGCCUGUUAAAAUGGCUACUUCUCCCACCCCUUCUCUGGACUCUAUCCGAGGCAGUAACUCUAUUGAAUCAUACGUCGAUCACAACGGCUAUUUGUCUGACUCACCACUCACAUUAAGCGGUUCAUCGCCACCAGCAAGUGACUCGGCCAUUUGUGACGAAUUUAGUAACGGCAGUAACGUUAAUAAUAAGCAUCAUCCAAUAUCGGCUUCAGUAUCUUCGUCGUCAUCAGCAUCCUCUUCAUCGUCAAGUAGUGGAUUAAGUGGUUGCGGCAGUACUAGUAGUGCUGUUAGUUCCAGUAGUGGAAGCAGUAACAGCAGUGGUGUUAGCGGCAGCAUUGGCAAGACAAAUAUAGGUCCUGGUGUUAUAGGCAGUAAUUUAACCGGCAGCGGUAAGGGUAGUCCUUGUAACGGCUUGUUGACAAACAGUAUUACAACAACAAAUGGUACGAACAUACCACGUUGCACAGCUUGCAAAAGUAAGCAAUCAGACGCUGUGGCUAAAUGCUAUGAGUGUUCCAGUUACCUUUGUGCUAAUUGUGUUACGGCACAUGAAUUUAUGAACUGCUUCAAUGGUCAUAAUGUGUGCUUCAUAAAGAACUUUGAAGUCGCAUCAAACCAAACUGGAGUUAAUAGUACAAGCUUAGGAGUUGCGCCCAAUUCGCAACAAAUUCCUUCUGACUUCAAGUAUUCAAGUUCAUUGACUAUGAUGUUGCAGCAACAACAACAACAGCAGCAGCAGCAGCAGCAGCAACAGCAACAAUUGGCACCAGUGCAACAACAGCAACAGCAACUGGCACCAGUGCAACAGUCGCAACAACAGCAACAACAGGUAAAUUCUCAACCAAUACAAAAGCAGUUGCAGCAACAGCAACAACAACAACAACAGCAGCCACAACAACAACAACCAUUGUCACAACUCACAAAAAUUGUACUCAAUUCGCAUGCAGCAUCGAAUGUCUCCUCGUUGUUCAAUAAUGGAACAACAAACAGCACCUCGCUCGAAAAUGACGGCUCAAUUGAUCGAAACGAAGACUUUUUAGCUAAUCUUUUACCACCGUUACGCUCCCAAAUGUUUUGCAAUCGCCAUAAGCAUGAGCUUCUGAAGUUCUCUUGUCGUACUUGUUGUACGUUAGUUUGUAAGGAUUGCGUUGUUUUGGAACAUUCGAUUGGUUUACAUGAAAUUGAAUUAAUACAGGAUCAAAAUUGCUCAACAGUGGGUAUAAAUAAUGGCACAAACUCACCUGAGUCGGUAAUUCAAACUGUUGCAGCAGAAAUGCGCGGUAAAGCUGGUGAAAUUGUUUCUUUAAUAAGUAACUGGGACAGCAAUAUUGGCAAAAUUAAGAUCGAAUAUCAAAAAGCCCACAACGAUGUGAAUGAGACUUAUCAAUUUUUCCGUUCUAUGCUUGAUGAGCGCAAGCAAGAAGUUUUAAAGGAAAUUGAAACUCACUACAAUGCUAAGAUAAGUGCAUCAAGUGUUUGGUUAGAACGUUCAAAGGAUGUGGUUGAGAAAACCAUGCAAAUGUGUGACACUAUAGAUCGUACUUCUAAAGUUGGAAACGCUGCUGACAUGGUUAUUUUGCGCAAAACACUUGAUUUACAGCUACAUGCCGGCCUUCAAGACGUACAGUUACCCUUUGAAUUAGAAUUUAUGUCUAAUUAUCAGUCAAUACAGACUGGUGUACGCAAUAUAUUUGGUUAUAUAAGGGCCACGAAUACAGAUGUGAAUAAUUAUGGUAGUAUACAAAAACAACCACCAAUUGCACGACCGACACAAAGUUCAUCGAAUAGCAGCAGCAAUAGCAGUACUGCGGGAUCACAUUUACCAGCUGGAUUAGGUUUAGCAGUCAAUUUACUAGAUAAUUAUAAUUCUGUAUGUACCGGCAGUGGCAAUUUUAUAUCCCGCUGCAUGAAUACACCACACUUAUCCGGAAGUGGUGGAAAUACUAGCAGUGUAUUUGAAGAUCUUCUGCCCAAACGGUACCAGAACUCGAAUACUUCGGCAGUUAGCCCUUUUGUCGGUGUAUCAGGUAAUCCCUAUGAGAAGUGGAGCAAUGGUGGUAAUGACAACCUGUUUAAUAGCAGCGAUCCAUUCUCAAGUGCUCAACUGCUCAAUUCUUUGACUAGCGCAGGUGUCGGUAGUAACAGUGCAUUAAGUUUAACAAAUGGUAGUGCAUCUUCUGAUGCGCUUUUGGACUUGACAUCAAAAUUACUUUCAUCUUCUAUUUACCCACCAAAAUCUCAAAUUAAACGUCAGAAAAUGAUUUACCACUGUAAAUUUGGCGAAUUUGGAGCUAUGCAGGGGCAAUUCACAGAACCCAGUGGUGUUGCUGUCAAUGCACAAAACGAUAUCAUCGUUGCAGAUACAAACAAUCAUAGAAUACAGAUAUUCGAUAAAGAGGGUCAUUUCAAAUUUCAAUUUGGUGAGUGCGGCAAACGUGACUCUCAACUACUUUACCCAAAUCGUGUGGCUGUAGUGCGCUCUUCUGGUGAUAUUAUUGUUACCGAACGAUCACCUACACACCAGAUACAAAUCUAUAAUCAUUACGGACAGUUUGUGCGCAAAUUUGGCGCUAAUAUAUUACAACAUCCACGCGGUGUUACGGUUGAUAAUAAGGGACGUAUUAUCGUUGUAGAAUGCAAGGUGAUGCGUGUCAUUAUAUUUGAUCAAAAUGGCAAUGUAUUGCAUAAAUUUGGUUGCAGUAAACAUCUUGAGUUUCCCAAUGGUGUCGUUGUGAAUGACAAACAAGAAAUCUUUAUUAGUGACAAUCGUGCUCAUUGUGUUAAAGUUUUUAACUAUGAAGGACAAUAUCUACGUCAAAUUGGUGGCGAAGGUGUAACCAAUUAUCCCAUUGGUGUAGGUAUCAAUUCAAACGGCGAAAUCUUAAUUGCCGACAAUCACAACAACUUCAACUUGACUAUUUUCACUCAAGAAGGACAAUUGGUAUCAGCAUUGGAAUCGAAAGUAAAGCAUGCACAAUGUUUUGAUGUAGCCCUAAUGGAUGAUGGCAGUGUGGUACUAGCUAGCAAGGAUUAUCGUUUGUAUAUAUAUAGGUAUGUGCAGACGCCAGCUACGGUGUGCUUGUAAAGUAAUCAAACUGCAUCACAUCAAACAUAUAAUUAAAAACGAAAACUUACAGUUUUAUUAUUUUUAUUGUUAAAAAAACGUAUGUUUAUUUGUU
Messenger RNA from Teleopsis dalmanni, 3834 nucleotides. RefSeq names its product brain tumor protein (gene brat). The transcript is spliced from 3 exons. Gene Ontology annotation, molecular function: zinc ion binding; protein binding; mRNA 3'-UTR binding. Gene Ontology annotation, biological process: negative regulation of translation. Lineage: Eukaryota; Metazoa; Arthropoda; Insecta; Diptera; Diopsidae. The record is from RefSeq and is a predicted model, not a curated record. The coding region runs from base 666 to 3740 and encodes 1024 amino acids.